Paracoccidioides lutzii Pb01 is the source of this 384-nucleotide messenger RNA. RefSeq lists its product as hypothetical. The transcript has a single exon. The record is from RefSeq and is a predicted model, not a curated record. Bases 1 to 384 code for a protein of 127 amino acids.
AUGAAAGAGAAGAAAGAGCGGGGCGGGAAGGGGGAAAGAGAAGGAGAAGGGAGGACGGGGGAUAAUACUAAGAAAGAGCGGGAAAAUGAGGAGAUAGGGGAUACGGAGAAUAGGAAUGAGCAAAAGAAGGGGAAUGUGACUGUGAAGGAGGAUGAGGGGAAGGAGGAUGAGGGGAAGGAGGAGAAGGGGAUUAAUGAGAACCAGAGUGAGAAGGAGAAGGAUAAAGAAGUGGGAGAGAACCCGUUUUUCGCUGACCCCGAAUGGCUUGCGAAAUUUCCCAAGCUACGACCUACUCAACAGCCGGUCGGAAUGUUCAGAACGGGGGAUCUGGUGAGGUAUGAGCAUGAUGGGUCCAUAAAGUUUGUUGGGCGGAUGAAGGUCUAA